UAGAUCAAACACCAUCAGCGGUAAAUGCCAACAGUACAAAUAAUGCCGGUGGACAAUUGGUUCCACCGCCUCUGACACCUGGUACAAAUAAGAAAAUGACCGAAGCCCUGCAAGCUACAUUUGCAUCCUGGGAAAAAGAGCGACAUAAGUUGAAUGUCCCAAAAGAUCCCAGGCUAUGGACAGAGGCGCAGGCUUCACAUUGGUUCUGGUGGGCUUACCGCGAGUUCUCGGUACCCGAACCUCCGCCGACACCGUUACUGCGCCGCGUCGUGUGUGGCACAUCUCAGUUCCAGAAAUUCACCACGGCCAGUCCCAACACCACGAUCAUGGGCCGUAGCAGUCAGAUGAUCCGGGAACGCGUCCGCCGCGGCCGCCGCCGUCUCCGUAGCAGCGGUAACUGCAACGGCGGCAGCAAGUCGCCGGGCAGCAGCAACAAUGACGACGACAAUGACACGGACAAGGACCUGGACGACGACGACGACGAGCCCUACGACGAAUUGGUAUCGUCGUCAAGCAGCAACAAACCACUGUACGCUCGGAGGGGUAGACACUUGUGCAAUAUGGGACGCGAACGAUUCGUGGCCGAGGCGCCACCGUUYUUGGGUGACAUCCUCUGGGAACAUCUCGAAAUGAUGCAAAGAGACAUCGAUAGAGCCUCGUCGAUAUCCAUGUUUGGUGGUGGCAAUCAACAUUUGACAUCGUUACACAACACUGGUGGCAAUAACAAUAAUUCAAACUUCUAUCACGAAAAUUUCGUUCAACAUCAACAACACAGACAUCAAGUGGACGACAACAGUGGUUUAUUCUCUUCCGCUUAUCCUGUACCGGCUGCAUCCGAACCGCAGCAUAUCCGGUUGCAAUCGCCACCACACCGACUGAACCAUCGUAAUCGCAAUCUCCAUCACAACCAACAAUAUGAAACAG
Diuraphis noxia (Russian wheat aphid) is the source of this 924-nucleotide messenger RNA. RefSeq lists its product as uncharacterized. NCBI's taxonomy places the organism in Eukaryota, Metazoa, Arthropoda, Insecta, Hemiptera, Aphididae. The record is from RefSeq and is a predicted model, not a curated record. Gene Ontology annotation, biological process: regulation of transcription by RNA polymerase II; cell differentiation. Gene Ontology annotation, cellular component: nucleus. Gene Ontology annotation, molecular function: sequence-specific DNA binding; DNA-binding transcription factor activity, RNA polymerase II-specific.